Molecule: messenger RNA, 2478 nt
Organism: Triticum urartu
Lineage: Eukaryota; Viridiplantae; Streptophyta; Magnoliopsida; Poales; Poaceae
Product: pyridoxal-phosphate-dependent serine hydroxymethyltransferase, putative (DUF632)
Source: RefSeq, a predicted model, not a curated record
CUCCCUCACUCCACUCCCUCUCCCUCUCCCUCUCCCAGCGCAAAUUUGGAAGGACGCGACCCGACCCGACCGAGGAGUCAAGAGGGGGGAGCGCCGCGCAGUCGGUGGAGGCAACAACGGUUACUGCCUGCCUUCGUCUUCCCAGCCAAGAUUUGAGAGGAGGCGCAAGGGGGGGAAGGAGGCGGCGGCUGACUGAUCGAUCGGCCGGCCGGCCGGGGAGGCGCGCCGGCGAUGGGCUGCUGCCAGUCGAGGCUGGAGCGCCAGGAGGCGGUGUCGCGCUGCAAGGCGCGCCGCCGCUACACCAAGCACCUCGUGCAGGCGCGCCGGGACAUGGCCGCCGCCCACGCGCUCUACCUCCGCUCCCUGCGGGCCACCGGCGCCGCGCUGCUCCAGUUCGCCACCGCCGAGGCCGACAACCCGCACCCGCGCCCGCCCCACCACCAGCGCCACCAGCCGCCGCCCUCCGCGCCGCCGCCUCCGCCACCGCCGCCGCCGCCCCCGCCGCUCAGCCCCGCGCGGACCGCCAGCUCCUGGACCACCACCACCUCCUCCACCAUCAGCGCCUCGCAAAUCCUGCCGCCCCCUCCGCCCCCGCCGCCGCCGGCCCCAAUGCCGUCCAGCUGGGACUUCUGGGACCCCUUCGCGCCCUCCUCCUCCCGCUCCCCCGCCGACGCCGCCGUCGACUGGGACGACGCCGCCACCUCCCUCGCCGAAUCCCCCCGCGCCGCGCCGCCGCCGCCCGUCGUCGUCACGGCCAAGGCCGCCCAGGCCCAGCCCCCGGCCCCGUCCGUCGUCACCACCACCACAUCCACCGCCAGCGAGCUCACCGUCGUCGCCCUGCCCCGCGGCGGCGGCGGCGGCGGCGCGGCAGGGAAGAAGGACCUCGCCGAGAUCGCCACCGAGAUCGACGAGUACUUCCUCAAGGCCGCCGACGCCGGCGCCCGCGUCGCCGCGCUGCUCGAGGCCCCAAUCUGCGAGCUCCCCAACACCAACAACAGCCUCCCAGGGAGGGUGAUGAGCUACGGCAAGAACCUGAAGCCGACGGGAUUGUCGUGGGGCGGCGCAGGAGGAGGGUACGGGAAAGGCAGCAGCAAUGGCUUCUCCAGGUUCGGGAUAGGAGACGAAGGCAUGAUGGGCAAUGGCGGAGGCAGUGGGAUCCUCAGCCACUCCUCCACCGUCGAGAGGCUCUACGCCUGGGAGAAGAAGCUGUUUCUCGAGGUCAAGAACUACGAGGGGCUUAAGCAGGAGCAUGACAAGAAGGUGGGGCUGCUGAGGAAGCAGGAGGUGAGGGGCGUGGACUACCUCAAGAUGGAGAAGAACAGGAUGGAGAUGGAGAGCCUCGAGUCCAAGAUGCUGGUGGCCACCCAGUCCAUCGACACCACCACCUCCGAGAUCAUCAGGCUCAGAGAAUCCGAGCUGUUUCCUCAGCUACUUGAGCUGGUUGCUGGCUUGAUGAGCAUGUGGAGGGGCAUGUAUGAGUGCCAUCAGGUACAGACCCACAUGGUGCAGCAGCUUGAAUACCUGACCAUGAGCAGCAACCCAACCUCCAAUGACCACCGGCAGGCGGCGCUCCAGCUCGAGAUCGAGGUGGACAGGUGGUACUCGGCGUUCUGCAGCCUGGUUAAGUCCCAGAGAGAUUAUGUCUACUCGCUGACCGGCUGGCUUCGCCUCUCCCUGUUCCAAUGCCUUCACAACCCACUCAUGAAAGACAUCCAGAACUCCGACAUCUAUAGCCUGUGCGAGGAGUGGCAGCUGGCCAUCGACCGGAUCCCUGACAAGGUGGCCUCAGAAGGGAUCAAAACCCUCCUGUCGGUGAUCCACGCUGUGGUAGUCCAGCAGGCGGAGGAGCAGAAACAGAAGAAGAGGUCAGAUGCUGCAUUCAAAGACUUUGAGAAGAAGACAGAGGAACUGCGGUCUCUGGAGUCCAAAUACGGGCCAUACUCUGCCGCAGGCUAUGGAGAGAUGACGCGGAAGACACCAGUAGCAGAGAAGCGGGCGAAGGUGGAGGCCCUGAGGAGCAGGGCGGACGACGAGAAGAGCAAGCACGAGAAGAGCGUCGGGGUGACGAGGGCGAUGACCCUGAACAACCUCCAGACAGGCUUCCCCAACGUCUUCCAGGCGAUGACAGGCUUCUCCAGUGUCUGCAUGGAGGCGUUCGAGUCGGUGUACAACUUCAAGCGGAGCUUGGACCGGGCGCUCGACAUGAAGAGGCUGCUGACCUGAUGAGAGUGGCAUUGCCUGUGGUCACUGUAUAAAAUGUAUACAGUUUGUAGGCCUGUAGUGUGAUGGUAGUAGGGCUGGAAGAGAGUUUGAUUUUACAGAGCCAACUUCAUUGGUCUGGUACCUGGUGACUAGUCUAGGCAUAGAAAUGCCUGGAGCUCGUUUACUUGCUGUAAAUGAACUCGAGGCCUUGCCUUCCUUUCUUUUUGCCUGGCUUCUACUAGCUGUUAAUCAUUCAAAAUCUGGCUGUUUUGAAGA